CGUUGGUACAUGAACGCAGCACAACUGUGGGAUCAACCAAUAAAUAAAAGCUGUCAGUCGACAGUAGCAGCAGCAGCAGCAAUGUGGGGAGAAGUGCUUUAAACUACCGGAAUAUGUGAAAAUACAACAUUUAACUGCGCUGUUGUUGUUAGUAUGACGAAUAAAACUACACCAAAGUUUUGGAAAAGGUUCAAAUUCCAAACCACGUCAUCUGUCGUGGCAGCCACAGGAGUCUCUGUCUGGACACAAAGAAACCGAGGAAGAUUUAAAACAUCAGUGCCAUUCAGGUCCUCGGAAAUCCUGUGAACAAAACUCCGGAUAAUUCUGCUGCAUCGUGACCUCAGCAAGGACUCAGUUAUGCCAGUUUUCCUCUGACAGACUUUCUCACAAGAUGGACUCAGACUGCUGCCCUGUUGAUCAGUCAGCCUCUGCACCCACAGCGUCCACACUGUCUGACUCAGUCCCUGCUAAUGCAGCCUCUGAGGUUGAGGUCAGCAGUCUGACAGUAUCAGCUCCUCCAGGUUCAGAGGCAGAGGAUGUGGAUACCUACAACCCGAUUGAGCCUCCUCCGUUAGACUGGAGGUCGGACUCUUCCAGUGAAGCAGGUUCAGCAGAUGAUCUGGACGACCCCAGCCUGCCUCCCUCGGCUGACAGCCUGGACAAGACAAGUCUGGGCGAGUCAGUUUUGUCACCUUUGGACGUGAGAGAUAUUUUGAUUCCACUCGACGUGAAGCACCGGCAGCUUGUGGCGGAUAUUGCUGAGCCAGUGCAAGAUGCUGAGGUGGAACUGGAAGAAGAGGAUGAAGCAGUUGAGGUAGAGCUGAGGGCUGAUGGCUUAGAGGGUGAAGAGGAAGAGCAGGAGGAGGUGACAUUCAGAGAGACUGAGACAAACAUCAGUGAGGAAGUUGAGGUUGCUAACAGAAGAUCAAAUGAUGAAGACCACAGUCGCAUCCACACCCUGCUCAGCCAGCUCCAGCUAAUGGGUGAAGAGCCUCAUCUCAGUCACCAGACUCCUCCUCAUGGUCACUAUUCCAACCUGUCAGAGCUGGAGGCAUGUGCUCCUUCCCUGUUAACAGGCGACGGCACUGAAACCACAGGGCUUCUGUUCUCUGAAAGCCACCAGAGAGACCUGCUGGGGCUGCUGCAGUGCACUGAGAUGGGCACUACACCUGGACCCACCUGCCUCCCCCACAGAGGGGAGGUGGACGCUGUGGUGUCGGUCUCCUACAGCCAGGAGGACACUCAGAGGUUCUGGGGUCAUUAUGGGCACCAUGAACGGCAGCGACACAGGGAAGACUCCCUCACCUCCCUGCCUGAUGAUGAGUAUCCUGAGCCGGUGUGGAUGAAGCUGGGGGAGGAUCCUCCAGAGAGAGAAGCUGCUGCAGAGAGCGAGCAGAGUGCUGAUGAACAACCUUCAUAUAAAAACGUGCCUGGUCCUUGUGACCCUGAAGACUUGUUGGAUGGAGUCAUAUUUGGUGCCAAAUAUUUGGGCUCCACUCAGAUCAAAUCAGAGAAGAACCCAUCGACUAACGCUUGCAUGGCCCAGGCUCAGGAGGCUGUGGACCGAAUAAAGGCUCCAGAAGGAGAAUCUCAGCCAAUGACAGAAGUGGAUCUUUUCAUCUCCACUCAGCGAAUCAAAGUGCUCACUGCUGACACACAGGACACUGGAGAGAGACAGUGACAGGAAACGUGGGGAGAAGAGUGGGGGAAUGGUAAAUGGUCAUGGGUCGGAUUCAAACCUGAGCUGAGCUGAGCUAUCUGGGCACCCAAGAUUUGGCUUUUAAGAGAAACACAGCUUCAGUUGUAUGGAAAUAAACAAGGCACAAGGCAGCAGACGGCUGCAUUCAAGGUGAGCUCUGAACAUCUAAUCUGGAACAGGAAUUCAAUAAUGGCAGCAUGAGCUUCAUUUCAGUCUGUAGCUGCUGAAUUCAUGGAUGAAUCAUCUGGCACUAGAGAAGAAGACCAUCAAACAUCCAUGUCAGCUGAUGGAGGUCCAAGAGUCUCACCGAACAACCUACAGAGUGAAGACCUCAAAUCUGAUUGGACGGCCUCCUAUUCAGCCACGUGUGAACAAAUGCCUCUAAGCUGAUUCGUUUUCUAAAAUAAAUCUAGUUUGAGCCCUAA
Messenger RNA from Amphiprion ocellaris (clown anemonefish), 2124 nucleotides. RefSeq lists its product as uncharacterized. The transcript is spliced from 6 exons. Lineage: Eukaryota; Metazoa; Chordata; Actinopteri; Pomacentridae. Gene Ontology annotation, cellular component: plasma membrane; cytoplasm; dendritic spine. Gene Ontology annotation, biological process: chemical synaptic transmission. The record is from RefSeq and is a predicted model, not a curated record. The coding region runs from base 392 to 1681 and encodes 429 amino acids. Gene Ontology annotation, molecular function: amyloid-beta binding.